AUUAAUUUACCUUAAAUAGCAAACACGGGCGUACAUCCACUACCAUUAUUUCUCAACCUCUUCGUGUGGUUAGAACACAACAUAUAUGUUUUCGGCUUUAUGUCAACUAUAUUUCAAAGUUUGACGGAUUCUACAGCCGUUAAAAAUGCUGUUCAAGGAAAAUUAUCUUCACCUUCUUCCAAUAAUUUGAUUGUUGGUAAAGUCGACUCCCUUUAUGUUUUUGAGAUUGAGAAAGUUCAAAAGGAUGAAUCUGAAGCUUCUACACAAAAUGACUAUACAAAUAACUUAAUUGACGAUAGUCAAGCGUUUAUGGAGACGAAUAUGCAUUUGAUUCGUACUCAUGAACAUACUAGUUACGUUUUACGUCUCGUAAGUCAAUUUCAAGUUUUUGGAACAGUUACCGCUCUUUCCAUUCUAGAGGGAAAAGGAAAUAAGGGAUGCGAUCUGUUAGUUAUGUUGACAGAUUACGCCAAAAUAUCUAUUUUGGAGUGGGACAUGAAAACUCAAAGCCUGGUUACUACUAGUCUUCAUUAUUACGAGGUAGUUAAACCAACAAUGCCAUGCACAAAUCAUAGCCCAACACAAUUGAUUGUUGAUCCAGAUUCUAAUUGUUGUUUGCUGAGGUUCCACACAGACAUGAUGGCGAUUAUUCCUUUCCCCAAACUUGACGACCUUGAAAUGGAGGAAGCAACCAUAGACGGUCCUAAAAGCAUUUUGAACUCUAUAACUCCUUAUAAACCUUCUUUUGUUUUAGAUUCCUCUCAGUUAGAGUCCACAAUUGCACGAAUACUAGAUGUUAAAUUUCUACAUGGGUACCGAGAACCAACUCUGGCUAUCUUAUACAGCCCUCAGCAAACAACCACAGUUACCCUUCCGAUUGUGAAAGACAAUGUUUGUUUCUCUCUCGUUACUUUAGAUUUGGAUCAGGGUGCUAGUGCCGUGAUCACCACAAUACAAAACCUUCCGUAUGAUAUUUUCCAGUUAGUCCCAAUACCAAUGCCUCUAGGUGGUUCUUUAUUGAUUGGUGGUAAUGAACUUAUAUAUGUGGACUCAGCAGGACGUACUGUUGGUGUAGGCGUUAAUACGUUUUAUCCUAAGUGUACGAACUUUCCUCUUCAAGAUCAAUCGAACUUUAAUAUGGAACUAGAGGGAACUAUGGCGGUACCUCUAGUUAAUUCAAAAGUGGAAAAUCCGUUUGUACUAUUAAUCCUUACUUCCGGUCAAUUUUUUUACGUUGAUUUUAUUUUGGAUGGAAAGACAGUAAAAGGUCUCUCUCUACAAAACCUAAACUUGGAUUUAAACGAUGACUUCUUGAGAGCUGGUGUGACUACAGCUUUACCAAUUGGAGAAAACAUGAUAUUUUUAGGAAGCCAGGUGACGGAUAGCUAUUUAGUUCAUUGGAAUCGUCACUCAAACUUAUCAAAAAGCACAGAAGAUAAUGAAAAUGAGGACUUUUACUCUACUAAUGAUGCUGAAAUGGAAGAAAUGCUCGACAUAUAUGAUACCAACGAUCGUAACGAUACUGAAGGUAAAGUGCUUUUUGAAAACGGACCUCUUCGAAUUAGUAUUUUUGACGUCUUGCUCAAUAUUGGACCUAUAACAGACUUUGCUAUUGGUAAAGCUGGCUCUUUAGCGUACUAUCCACAAGAUAACCAUGGACCUCUUGAGCUGGUUGGAACUAGUGGAGCUGGUGGAGCUGGCGGGCUUGUCGUUUUUCGUAGAAGUAUUUUUCCUCUUGUCGCUGGUGAGUUUGUUUUCCAAGGCUGUGAAGCUUUAUGGUCUGUGAGCCUUACAGGGAGACAAAGGCGUUCGCGUCGAAGAGUACAAACGUCUUACAUGAAUAUGGAACCAGACGCCUAUUUAGUCUUAUCUGUAAACGAUGAAUCUUUUAUGUUUUCUGCAGGUGAAACUUUUGACGAAGUAGAGAAUUCGGAUUUCAACAAACAUUCGAAAACGAUCAAUGUAGGCUCACUAAUGUCUGGAAUGAGAAUGGUACAGAUAUGUCCCACAAGCAUACACGUUUAUGACUCUACCUUGAAAAGGACCCAACUUUUCAAUUUUGGAAAAAACCAGGUUGUGGUGUCAACCAGUAUUUGUGAUCCUUGCAUAGUUAUUGUAUUUUUAGGUGGUGAUAUCUCCUUGUAUCGGAUGGAUUUGAGAUCACAGUUGCUUACGAGGACCGAUUUACAUAGCCAACUUUCGAGCGUUAAAACCGCUUCGUUGAUUGCGCCUGGAAAUUCAACGAUAUUUUCUAGACUUUUUCGGACUUUGAAUGAUUCUGAGCGAAAUCAAGCGGGUUUUAACGAAACCUCAGGAAUAUAUGGUGCUUUGAAUGAUGAUGGUCAAAAUGAAAAUACCCAAACCAAGAGCGUUUCUGAAGCAGAUGCCAACGUAGUCACUGAAAAGAAUGUCAGUAAUCUUGAUCAGCAAUUACUAGAAAAGCAUCCAAUUUUAUUUGCUUUGACCGCAGAAGGUGUACUAAAAGUGUUUAACCUUAUCGAUUUCUCUAUUUUGAUGGAGUGUGAUGUCUUUGAUCUCCCCCCAACUUUAUGCAAUGGGCUAAAGUCAGAAACUACUUACUUCAAUUCCGAAUCUAGUCAAGAAUUAGUUGAAUUAUUGGUAGCUGAUUUGGGCGAUGAUUUUAAGGAACCCCAUUUAUUCCUGCGUUCGAGAAUGAAUGAGAUAACGGUAUAUAAAGCAUUCGUUUUUUAUGACGAGACCCUACAGAGAAAUCUACUUUCUUUUGCAAAAGUGCCCCAAGAAGGAAUGACUCGAGAAUACCAAGUGGGAGGGGCACUACCUCGUGAUGCUGGGUCUACUUCGUAUGAAAAGUCAACUAGUUCAAUAGAUCAUUCAAAAAUGGUGGCCAUUGAGAGGGUGGGAAGUCGCUCAGCUGUGUUUGUUACUGGUAGUAAGCCCUUUUAUAUACUCAGUACUAAGCAUUCAAAUGCUAAAUUUUAUCCUGUUACUUCCGAAAGUUCUAUUCUUUCAAUUGCGCCUUUUAAUUCUGAGCAUACUCCACAUGGGUACAUAUAUGUGGAUGAAAAUUCUUUUAUUCGCAUCUGUAAAUUUCAGGAUGAUUUCAAUUAUGAUUCUCGUUGGGCAUAUAAAAAGAUUCAACUAGAUAAGCAAAUUAAUGGUAUUGCUUAUCAUCCCACUAAAAUGAUAUAUGCUGUGGGAAGCUGUGUACCGUCUGAAUUUACUGUCACUGAUGAGGAUGGGAAUGAAUUAUAUCUGUUAAACGAUGAUAAGGAUUACCUACCUUAUGCUAAUACCGGCUCUUUGGAUUUAAUUUCACCGUUAACCUGGACCGUUAUUGAUAGCUAUGGAUUCCUGCCAUAUGAGAUCCCUUUGUCUGUGUCUGUUGUAAAUUUGGAAGUCUCAGAGACGACAAAACUUAGAAAACCAUAUAUCGCUGUUGGAACUUCUAUUACAAAAGGUGAAGAUGUUGCUGUUCGCGGUGCUACUUAUCUUUUUGAAGUUAUUGACGUUGUCCCUCAACCAGGCCAACCUGAAACUCGACAUAAACUGAAGUUGGUUACAAGAGAAGAGAUUAAAGGUACCGUAGCUGUUGUCUGCGAAGUGGACGGCUAUUUAUUGAGUGGGCAGGGUCAAAAAAUAAUUAUUCGGGCGUUGGAGGAUGAAGACCAUCUGGUUGGCGUAGCUUUUAUAGAUUUGGGAAGCUAUACCGUUACUGCAAAAUGUCUGAGAAAUUUACUUCUUUUUGGAGAUAUUCGACAAAGUGUUUCGUUCGUUGGCUUUUCGGAAGAGCCUUAUCGAAUGACUCUUUUUGCUAAGGGUCAAGAUGCAUUCUCAGUUACAGCAGCGGACUUUUUAGUCCAAGGAGAAAACCUUUAUUUUGUAGUUGCUGAUACUAAGGGCAAUUUGAGAUUAUUAGCCUACGAUCCUGAGAAUCCAGAAUCUCAUUCAGGUGAACGAUUGGUUACCAGAGGUGACUUUCAUAUUGGUCAUAUAAUUACAGCUAUGAAAAUUGUACCAAAGGAGAAGAAGUCAAGACAAGAUGACUAUGAGUACGAUACAGGAAAUGAUUUCUCUUGCGUCAUGGUAAACGCUGAUGGAGGUUUACAGAUGAUAAGUCCUGUAUCUGAAAGAGUGUAUCGUCGUCUCAAUAUUAUCCAAAAUUACUUAGCUAAUAGAGUGGAUUCAGUCGGUGGAUUGAAUCCCCGGUCGCAUCGAUUAAUUUCCACAGCUUCGAAUUUGAGCAAUGCUGCUCAUCGGAUACUUGAUGGUACGUUAAUUGAGCGGUUUACAUACAUGUCUGUCGCUCAUAGACAUGAAAUGGCUCACAAAUGUGGAGUACCGAUCUCUACAAUUAUGAAUGAUUUGGUAGAGCUGGAUGAAUCACUAAACUACCUGUAAUUUUUUGUUUUUACGUGAUUGUAUUGUAUAGAUAGCGACGCUUUAAAAUAUAAAAGGCUCAAAGGCGAAUGCUGAGAGUUAUUUCUACUUAUAUGUCUUUGCGUUUGCCCAUAUA
Schizosaccharomyces cryophilus OY26 is the source of this 4495-nucleotide messenger RNA. RefSeq names its product cleavage factor one Cft1. Gene Ontology annotation, cellular component: mRNA cleavage and polyadenylation specificity factor complex; nucleus. The coding region runs from base 100 to 4380 and encodes 1426 amino acids. The transcript has a single exon. The record is from RefSeq and is a predicted model, not a curated record. Gene Ontology annotation, molecular function: nucleic acid binding; protein binding. Lineage: Eukaryota; Fungi; Ascomycota; Schizosaccharomycetes; Schizosaccharomycetales; Schizosaccharomycetaceae.